GGGAGCCGAAGGAAGCCGGCGAGGCCUGCUGCAGGUCGGAGGCUGCCUCGCUUGGCCCGGCGCCACUUGCAGCCUGCAUUGCCUGAACCCCUCCCCGGCAGGCGAUCGGGCGGUCCUUACUCGGCGUCGCUGCUCCGCCCCGGGCCUGGAUUGGCGAAGAGGCCGCGGCCGCGGCCGCGGCUCCUCCCCGCCGAGUAGGGGCCGAGCGAGGGAAGGGGACGGAGGAGACGUCGGCCAAGGUAGCACCGGGGGAGGAAGCAGCAGCAAGCAGCAGCAAAUAGCAGAGGCGGCAGGAGCAGCCGAGGAGGCCCCGCGAGCCGCCGACUCAGCUCGCCCCUCGCCAGAAAUGCCCUUCAAAGGAUUGCGCAGAACACCGAGGGUGCUGUGAUGUCUGAAACUGCGCAGAGCGGCUGCUCCCUGAAGCGGUUUCUAGGUGCCAAAGACCCAGUCGGCCGCCGUGGUGGGCGAGACAAGCUACUGCAGGAGCCUCGCCGUCAGACCGAGAUGGAUUGGCUGUGACAACCUGCCUCAGGUGGAGGUGGAGAGUUAUGAUGAAGAGUUCCUGCCGAGCGGGCCUCCACCGGGAACUGCUGAAUUCCACAUCCUCCACAUUACACCCGGUCAAACGAAUACCUGGCAUGCACUUAAAGCCGUAUCUUAAGUUACAGAAAAAAGAGCGGUCUCUUGAAAUAAGCCUGGACCCUCCCCGAAGCCCACCCAUGAGCCAGCCAAGGUUGGCGGAAGAGGAGGACCCUACCAGACCCCAGCCAAGUCUCUUUCUAAGCCCCCCUCCUCGGAAGCCAUUGGGGAGCCCCUCCCCCAACACGACCUGCAGCACGAACGGCAGCAAGAGCCGCACAGAAGGACCGAGCGCUAAGGAGAGAAGAGCUGCCCUGCCGGCCACCAUCCACCAGGGGGACGAUGGAGAAGGACCGCUGGAUAUCUGGGCAGUCGUGAAGCCAGGGAACACCAAGGAGAAGAUUGCCUUCUUUGUAGCCCAUCAGUGCAACGACAACUACAGGGUAUCCUCCGUGAAGAACAAAAACAGCUGGGACAUAGAUGGGAGGGCGACGAAACGCCGGAAAAAGUCGCUGGAUAUCAAAAAGGCGAAGAUCCACUUGGAAAGGAUGAAAGAGGCCAGCGGAAGGUGUUACCAGCCGGAGCCGUUUGCCUGCGGCAUUGAGCACUGCUCUGUGCAUAAUGUGAAUGACAGUGGGGAUGGGGGGUUCCCCGGACGGCCCUUGUCAGUUGUUGAGAUGGUUGCUUAUCUGGAACAAAGAGCAAGCAUUUUGCUGGCCGGCUGCACUAAAAACUGCCCCAGUGCAUCCGCUGUGAUCAAGGUUCCCGGGCAACCCAAAGCUGCCCCUGCUGCCGCUGCUGCUGCUGGAGCCUUCCCCACCUUGGGAGCCUUCGAAGCUCACUCUGAAAAGGCAGUCUGCGUGGGGAGCGGUAGCAGCAGCGGUAGCGAUGGAGAGCAGCCGGCUGAGCCAGUGCGCGUGUUGGACAUGGUAGCAAAGCUGGAAUCGGAGUGCCUCCGGCGCCAGAGUGAACGCGAAGCGGGGUCCCUGUCGAGGAACAACAGCUUCCGGAGGAAUGUGGGGCGGAUGCUGCUGGCGAGUGGGAUGCCACCUGAGAAUGAAGCCAGCAAGGUGUCCUCUGGGGUUCUCAACCAGGAAGAAGGUGGCAAGGAGGACGACAGUAAUGGAUGGAGAUCAAAGCACCGUUCUUCAGAGGAAAAUCAUUCAUGGGACGGUCUAUCGGUUGGCCAGUCCUCUUCAUUUGCAGAUGCUCUUGAGGGCAACAACGGUCUUCAGCUUGACUGGGGAGGCUCAGGCUCACCUUGUGGCAGCUGGCAGGAUUCCGAAAAGAUGACCAAACCACCUAUCCCCUCUCCGUGUCCGGAAGCUGCUCACACAUCCUCACAUUCCUUGCACAACAAAAAUGCGACUGUUGAUUGUACACCGAAACAGCCAGUAACUCUUCCUAACCUGAAUUCACACGUAAGAAGGAGAGAGUCCUUAAACAUUAGCAUCUCUGUCACCAAGACGGAUGCAAGUUGCAGAACCACCCAGCCUUCUAACACCAGCUUUGGCGAAGAUUCCCUGCCAGGAAGGCUCUUCUUGCUUUUAUCUCCCCAAAGGCGCCUGCGGUCAGGGGAGGCUCCCACAGAAGAAUGCCAAGCAGAUCCUCGGGGGAAGGAAUCCUCCCCUGGUGACGAACCUUCGUGCACGACAAGCCUCCUUUCUGGGGAGCCCCCAGAGUCACCCUCAGAAAGUGCUCUGCAGGUCCUUGGCUCUUCCUGUUUAAAGAGGCAGAGGUCUCAUGACUUUUUGGAGACCCGCUUUAAGAUCCAGCAGCUCCUGGAGCCCCAGCAGUACCUACUCUUCCUGCCCCACCACAUCAUCGUGAAGAUAUUUGGCUUGCUCCCCACCAGGGGUCUGGUGGCCCUCAAAUGCACGUGUGGAUAUUUCAAAUUUAUCAUCGAGUACUACAACAUCAGGCCAGCAGACUCCCGCUGGGUCCGCGACCCUCGCUACCGGGAAGACCCUUGCAAGCAGUGUAAAAAGAAGUACAGCAAGGGGGACGUCUCGUUCUGCCGCUGGCACCCCAAGCCCUAUUGCCAAGCCCUGCCGUACGGCCCUGGGUACUGGAUGUGCUGUCACCGAUCCCAGAAGAGCGUCCCCGGUUGCAAACUCGGCCUUCACGACAACCACUGGGUCCCUGCCUGCCACAGCUUUAACCGUGCUCUUCACAAGAAAUCCAGGGAAACUGAGGAGGACUGUUAACACGUCCUGCGUUGUCUUUUGGGAGCCUCAGUCUUUGGUGGGAGGGGAAAAAAAUUACGCCUUGUGAUGUUUACAUUGUAUAUAGUUUGUGGGUGGCUUUCCCCCCCCCUUUUCCUCGCUACACAGGGCUAUGAAACUGCACAUACUUCUAAAUCACAAGAGCCUUUACCUUUUAGAGGGAAAAAUACAGCGUUUAGCCCAUCUCUGUUCAUAAUGCUCUGGAAUCUCUUUGUCCGUAAGAGUGUCUGAUAGCUGGUUGACCAACUUUUAAAUUGCUACAAUGCAGCUACAAGAGUCUUGCAGCUACAGUCCCGUGUUUUAAAAGUGUCUCAUUUUCAAAAUCUGUAUAUCCUGUACAAAAUAUACAUAUAUAUAUAUAUAUAUAAAUAUAUAUUGAAAAUGUUUCUGAAAAGAAACUCUAAAUAGAUGAAAGAUGAAUCUUCAAAAAAGAUGGCUUAACUGGACAACCUUAAAAAUAGACUAGAACAAAUAUUUGUUAUAUCUUAGGGUGGCAGGAGGCAAAAGAGGAAUAUUGUCAUAGAGCAAAGAGUAUUAAGGGGAAAAAACUGGUCUGCUGGGCCCAUCUUCCCUGGCUUUUGUUUUUUUUACUUAAAAUAAAAUGUGCAUUCUAAAUCCA
Rhineura floridana is the source of this 3423-nucleotide messenger RNA. It is a transcript of the gene FBXO34, whose product is annotated as F-box protein 34. The record is from RefSeq and is a predicted model, not a curated record. The coding region runs from base 549 to 2786 and encodes 745 amino acids. The transcript has 4 exons. Gene Ontology annotation, molecular function: protein binding. NCBI's taxonomy places the organism in Eukaryota, Metazoa, Chordata, Lepidosauria, Squamata, Rhineuridae.